AAUUUUAGAUAAAUGCAACACUGGCUGGCAAUAACACCGUUUUAGAAAAUGAAAAAUGGACCACACCAACAGACCCUAACGUAAAUAUACAACUCAACAUCGCCUCUGGUGGCGCCAAAGUUGUAUCUUCAUAAUAAAGUAUAUUGACAUAAUAGAAGCCAAUCACAAUAGCGUUUCAAGGGAUUUCCAUUGAAUGGCAAGAGCACGAGCCAAUCAAUAAAGACCGCACGUUGAAGAAACCAAUGAGAAGUGUCAGUAGUUGUAAGUAGGCGGGCUCUAAUCUUAUCAGGAGGCGAGGGCCAAGUAGUAGAUGCAAAGCGGAAAGAAAAUGGCGGCCGUGGCUGCGGAGCCAGGAGCUGCUGCGGCAUCAACAACAGCGGGGGACGGGGUGGACUACGAACCCGAGCCAGGAGAGCAUGUGGUCGACCUAGAGGCCCACUCCGUCCCAAAAAUUGAGCUUUGUCACCAACCCGAGGAUGUGGAUGCAGUUCAGGAAUGCAGCCAGGUCCAAAUGGAAAUCAGAAGGCCGGACCUUCAAGCCGCGGGAAAAGCCCUCGCUGCCCAUGCGGUCUGUGAGCGCCCCGAGACGGGGGGCUCCUGGGGCCGCCUGGGCACAAUCGAGCAGCCCGUGCUUAUGGACUACAGGUGUAAAGAUGUUUCUGAUUACGAGGAAUCUUUGUCGCCGAAGGUGGAGGCUGCAAACGAGGUCAGUGCUCUCGAAUCCAGCCCCUUCCUCCUGCUCCCCAGCUCCAUCCCAGACUCCCAGCCCUCUGUGGUCUUCUUGCAUUCCCUUCCCGCGGAGGUUCCGUCGGAGCCCGAAACUGGAUUGUCUCUGGCUGUCGAAUAUGACUCCAAGCCCGUGUUAAGCCAUCCUACCGAUCUGGAGUGUGAACUCAUAGGCUUCACGCAGCCGGACCCGGAGCCCGAACCCGCAAACGAUGCUCCCGAGUCGGAACUCAAAACUCACGAGGAUGCUUUCCAUGACAUCCCGCACCCCUCGGACCACCUCGACUCUCUGUCCGCUGCAGAGGAGACCUCGCUGGGAGAAUCGGUGGAUCAGAGCUGCAUCAGUGACUUGUCUACCGUUUCCAGUAAGGACUCUCCCGAACUUCCCGCGGUGGUGGAUCAGGCGCUUGUCUCGUCGGAGGAAGUGCGCUCGCAUCCUCUUCAUCAGCAGAGUUUCGAGACGGACCUCAGCGAACCCGAGAGGGAGUCGGAGAUGAAAGCCCCGGUUCUGUGUGCGACAGAGACCGACACGCUUGAGCGCCUGGUGCUCGGCUCCGAGGUUCGAGUCACGCUGGAUCACAUCAUCGACGAUGCGCUCGUGGUGUCGUUUCGCUUAGGCGAGAAGAUCUUCUCCGGGGUACUCAUGGACCUCUCCAAAAGGUUUGGACCUUAUGGGAUUCCUAUAACUGUGUUCCCCAAGAGAGACUAUAAGGACAAACCAGAAUCUAUGCAGCUAAAGAUGGAAGCAUUCCAGUCAGAGACGGAUAAGGCCGUCACUCAAGGACCUAGUGAUGCCCCCAUUAAGGACCCUGCAGAUGCUCCGGAUACCCCUCUGAAGGACCCUGCGGAGGCUCCUGCAGCGCCCCAGCCCUGUCCCAACCCUGAACCUAACCCAUGGACCUCAAAACCACCUCCUUUGUUUCAGGAGGGGGCCCCUUAUCCACCUCCAUUGUUCAUCAGGGACACCUACAACCAGUCAUUACCUCAGCCUCUACCACGCAAAAUCAAGCGGCCCAAGCGCAGGCUGUAUCGAGAGGAGCCCACUUCUAUAAUGAAUGCCAUCAAGCUCCGACCAAGACAAGUUCUGUGUGAUAAAUGUAAAGGGGCUGUGGUGCAAGGGGACAGGCGUGAGACACGCAGAGGCCCCAUUUCAGACUGCCGAAGUGACGAUGCCAAAAGACGUCGUAAUGACAGUGCAACGGCAGCUGCCGGUAAGCGGCCACGUAGUGAUCCACGUUCUGAAGAGAAGGGUCGUGGUACUGAUGGGCCCAAACGGCAGGGUUCGGCUGUACGAGUGUCAUCGGCCACUGCCUCUUCUCUGGGCCAUAGUCAGGUCAAGGGUGCAACUGCAGGGAACAAAAUGGUGAAGGGGGUGUCUACUACAACAGCGUCCUCUGCAAACUCUCGAGUGCAGCUCAAUGCCAAAAAAGUUCUUCAGAGCAAAAACGUUGACCACUCCAAAGCACGAGAGGUGCUGAAGAUGGCCAAGGCUCAGAGAAGACAGAGAGAGACAGUCACGGGCAGUAGCGGGAACACCAAGGCCAUAACCAGGGCCGCUGCCCUCCAGGAAGCCCACCAAAAGGUCCACUUCACCAGGCGACUGCAGCAGAUCAGUGGAGGAGGUCCAGGUUCCAACCCCCUGCCGCCUAGGAUGCGCAUCAAGCCCCAAAGGUACCGUAAUGAAGAGAACGAUUCUUCCUCAUGUAAGCCGCCUUGCUUGGAGAAAGUGCCGGGAGGGGGCCGUUUACUGCUGCCUAAACCAGCCGUGCCCCGCUGCACCUCCACACGCUCCUCCUCCUCCUCCUGCUCUGCAAGCAAAGUCGCCACAGCUGUAGAGCCCCAGAGGCCAGACAAAGCAAUCGAAUCCCUGCUCAGCCAGACCCAACCCGAGCCCCUCCCAGCCCCGGAAUACAGGGAAUCCCAAGCUGAGCCAGAGGAACAGGAGGGGCGGGAGGAAAAGCGGGAGACACGUGGGAGCAAGGCUGGUAACCUAGUGGUCUACAUGACCCUUAACCCCAGCCAGCCCGACUCCUCUAAUACCUCCAUGUGCAGCAUCGAUAGUGCAGAUGACUUAAAGUCAUCAAACUCUGAGUGUAGCUCUACCGAAACGUUUGACUUCCCCCCUCCUGGUGAUUUGCGAUCGGCCCCUGCCCCUGGCACAUCCUCCGCUUUUGCCUCCGCCUCUCCCUCUGCUCCUAAGGAUGACAAAAAGCGCAGUAAAUCCCUCAAAGCUGCCGUCUUUUCCAAAAACGUCACAAAGUGCGUUGCCCUGGAUGGCAGGACAAUUUGUGUAGGGGACAUUGUUUGGGCCAAAAUUCUUGGCUUCCCUUGGUGGCCCGCCCGCAUCCUAGCCAUCACAGUGAGUCGCAAAGAUAAUGGGCUCUUAGUCAGGCAGGAGGCCCGGGUCUCUUGGUUUGGGUCACCCACCACUUCCUUCCUGGCCAUUACUCAACUUGCCCCAUUUCUAGAAAGCUUCCAGUCUCGCUUUGACAAGAAGAGAAAGGGCCUGUAUCGUAAAGCCAUCACUGAGGCCGCCAAGGCUGCCGAACAGCUUACACCCGAGGUCCGAGCCUUGCUAACUCAGUUUGAGACGUGAGGUGGUAUGCUUUGGUAAGGUAGGCAAGACAGGCACUCGAGUUGGCCCUGUACCCAUUCUGACACCUCUCAAACUUUGCUGUACCCAGUCAGCUUCCAGAGUGAAAUACAGAAAAACGUCAGCCAGGCAACCAGGACUAAUUUAUUUUUGUUGAGGAAGCAAGAGAAGGGGAUUGAAUUGAGUAACUGAAGGCAAACGGUUCCCUUGUCAAGUAUCUAGUGUUUGCCCAUAUGUAACCAGUCUUGUCCCAUCUUGUCAUAUCAUCUUACAUUUACUAUACUAAAAGCAGAUGACUGAGAUUUCUAGAAAAAGGUUUUAUUGAUUCUUGAGUGAUAACAAUAUUUGUUGUCCUUGAACAUAUCUGUUCUUGGUCAGUGGCUGCUGUAAACAUGAAAAGCAAGUCUUCUCAGACUGGGAUUUUUUUCAGCGUGACUAGCUUUCGCCUGAAGUACAUUAGGCAUGUGUGAAAAUGUCUGCUUGAAUCCAUUCUCAAAUGGUUACUAACUAAACAGUGGCCAGUCGAUUGCUACAUAGUCUGGAUCCCUAAUUUAGCACAGUUAAUGCUUCCCAUUGGAUGAACCGUGGAAGUUUUCAAUCACUACAGUGUUUCUAGACGUCCAGUCUCCCUUAAGAUUACAUGAAGCCUUGGAUAUUUUAUUUAGGCCAUCCUAGAAUUGUUUUCUUUUAAUAUUGGAAGUUGUGUAACAAAGUUGACCCUGUUGGGUAGUGAGUGCCUCGCUCAGGUAGAAAAAGGGACUAAAUUGGUGCUGAUCUUUCUCAGAUGUUCUGAGAAGACUAAUCUGAGUUCAGUGAUCCGAGCAGAGGGCUGUUGAUCUGGGCGCGGCUCUUGGCUCGGCAGCCAGUCGCGCUGCUGUUACGGGGGGAGGUGCCUGUAAGCCGAAGUCACCUCAAGUGCCACUGUGAGGGAGAGCACAGUGACUCUGUAAACGCAGAGAGUACACCUCAAACACGGAGAAACCUGCCAGCCUAUCCCCACCCCUCGCAGCUACAACAUCUGCUUCUCAAGCUCAUUCUUCUCUUAAUCUACUUGCCCUGUUCCCAGCUUCUUUUUCUUUUCCUCCACUUGUUUUGCUCCCUCCUGCCGUUGUCAUAUGUUUGCAUCUUCGACUGUGUUUAUAUGUCUGAUUAUGGCGAAAAUGUUCCUGUUACUCAGCCCACCCGUUGGCCACCCUGACAGUUUUUGCAUGAAUUUGGGAGAGUAUACAGUGUGUUAAAUGGGUUAAUGAUCUUCUUUUUUUAUUGUUCCAUAUGUUUAUCCAAUUUAGGCAUAUCACUUUAAGAAGCAAACAAGUUUUUAUGUAGCUGCAGUGGAAUGCAGAACUCUUUUAAAAUGAGUUCCUUUAAGUGACUCAAUGAAACACUUGUGUCCCGCUGCAAAGAAGGCAUCGGAGCACAAGGGAGCAGUUCUCAUAUGUGUGAAUAUGUUCGUCAUAAUUAUGGGCCUCUGGCUGGUUUAGUUGUUCAGUGAUUUGUUAUGAUUCCAGUAUUCAUUGUCUCUCAUCUGAAAUGUUUUGCUAAGGAUUAUUGUGCUUUGAAUUUAUUUGUCGUGCCUGAACUUUAUUUGCUGUCAUUUCACUAUUUGAAUAAUAGGGCUGAAGGUCUUGUAAUGUAAAGUGUUCAAAAUGUGUUUCGCCUGACUGAAUUGAAGAUAAAUGACCUGGGUCUUAUUUCAAUGCUGAGAACCAACGAUUUUAUCUGUAUGGAGGAGCAUUAAUAAUUAUUUUUUUUGUUUCUUGUCUGUAAUCAUGGUUGUGUCUUUUGCAUUGCAUACCCAUUAGCAUCUUAUAUUUACACAUCUGAGAAGGGACAUACUGUAAGAUACCUUGGUCUUUCCACAUAUGACUUCGCAGGUAGAGAUCGAUGACUUGAGGAAAAAAAAACAAUGCUUGGUAGACCACACUGACUGACUGCCAGAGGUUUGUGUAAAGAAGUAAACACGGUAUUUAUUUUGGAGGUUGGCUUUGUUUCAUUUCAGCAUCUUAUUUUUUACUUCUAUUAUUUCUAUCUGUUUGCAGGUCAGAGAAUGCUGUAAAACCAUUGAGAAAAAAAAGUAACAGUUGAAGAUAUUGUGUACAUGUUUUCUGAUGUUUUAAGAGUAUAUAAAUAAACUGUGAACUUCAAGAA
This is a messenger RNA of Carassius auratus (goldfish), 5467 nucleotides long. RefSeq names its product PWWP domain containing 2A (gene pwwp2a). The coding region runs from base 311 to 3322 and encodes 1003 amino acids. Gene Ontology annotation, molecular function: chromatin binding. The record is from RefSeq and is a predicted model, not a curated record. Lineage: Eukaryota; Metazoa; Chordata; Actinopteri; Cypriniformes; Cyprinidae. The transcript has 2 exons. Gene Ontology annotation, cellular component: chromocenter; nucleus.